Molecule: messenger RNA, 979 nt
Organism: Drosophila nasuta
Lineage: Eukaryota; Metazoa; Arthropoda; Insecta; Diptera; Drosophilidae
Exons: 3
Coding region: 32-979 (315 amino acids)
Source: RefSeq, a predicted model, not a curated record
CGUGAAAAAAUUUGUGUUCUACCGAAGUUCCAUGGAUGUGACCUGUGUUUGUUGUAGAUGUGGAACUCUGCAAGCGGGUGCUAGGGCUACUUUAUGCCUUCCGGUGACAGGCACUCAAAACUCUUUCCAUUGUCAUUGCUUUUGUUGUGCUCAGCCUCCGCGAAUGAAAUGUUUCUACUGCAACAUGCCGCGUGAUCUUGGACCACUGGAGUCCCAUGGCGCUUGUCUACCCGACAAGCUCCAUGUGUUUGUCAACACGGAGCAAUGGCCACCAUUUUCGGUUAAUACACCACAGCCACCACUUAUUGGCAUGGUUGUCACCCUUGGCAAUGGACAGGAAAUGCAGCAGUUGCCUGAUAACGUUGGUGGCAAUAAUGAAGUCAAUAAGGCUAUCUCAGAAAUGGAAGAAACUAUCCACAUCGAGAACGAAGUUGACGUUCCCACAAUGGGCACUCUUGAAAUAGUGAACACUGAAUUACAAAAAUCGGCUGGGGAUGUGAAACCCCGUGUGUCAACCAAAUCCAAAUGGGUGUCCAUUGGCGACAUACGCAUGUGGAAGAGUUGCAUUCGCUGUGGCAUGGUGAAAAUCAAAUCGGAUGGUUGGCUUAAACAUGCACAAACAUGCGGACAGGAUCCAAAAUUUGCAAGCCGCAAAUUCUUCAUCUAUUUGCACACUCUGUCUUGGUGCAACACUUUGGUGCAUGACAAUUUUUGGGAACAGCACUCCAACUCCGUGAAUGGCAAAUGCAAUGUAUGCCGUUCAAGCCGUUUAAACAAAGAGCCGUUGCCAUAUCAGCCAAAGCCGCCAACACGUAAAAACGAAGUAAGUUACGCGAAACAGCGGCGAUCUCGCAUACUAAAGAAUCGAAUCAAACGAAGACAAUCGAUGGCUGCCGAUGCGUCAUAUUUCCAAAAUUCAGCUAAUAAUAAUGCCCCGAUGCGAAUUGUCGAGUGCACUUCGCUGCGGCUAAAUGAUUAA